AGAUAUUUCAAAAGUUAAGACAUCAAAAAAUCAUAAUCAGUGUGAACAAACAAGCAGACGUUUAAGUGUUUCUUUUCUUUUCCAGUCAGUUUCGGUCAGCCUGCCCGAAUUCGCGGUGGGCAGGUUCAAACUCCAACGCAUCCAUACAUUCAUCCAAUACAUAACUGCUUCUCUCUAUACUUGAUCAACCCAACCAACCAGCAAACUCACCAUAACACCGCCGUGCAAGGCGGCGCGUGAGGAAGUUUCCGGUAAUCAGGAGAAGAAAUGGGUCAGAAUCAGUCUGGCUGUGGGAUGGGGAAGAGAGAAAAUGAUUUGUUUGCUUCUGCUGUUGCCAAUGGUGAGAUGGAGGUUGUUGAAGCUAUGGUUGAUGAAGAUGUGAAUGUGUUGGAUAGAACUAUUGGUCGUGCUAAGUUGUCUCCUCUUCAUUUAGCAGCUGCUAAUGGCCGGAUCGAGGUGCUUUCCAUGUUGUUGGAGCAGAAUGUUAAAGUUGAUGUAUUGAAUCGCCACAAACAGACGCCGUUAAUGUUGGCCGUGAUGCAUGGAAAGACCGGAUGCAUGGAAAAGCUUAUUCAAGCUGGAGCUAAUAUAUUAAUGUUUGAUUCUAUUCGUCGAAGAACAUGCUUGCACUAUGCUGCGUAUUAUGGUCAUGUAGAUUGCCUAAAGGCUAUUCUUUCAACUGCUCAUUCCACGCCGGUUGCAGAUUCUUGGGGAUUUGCCAGAUUUGUGAACAUAAGAGACGGAAACGGUGCCACGCCACUACACCUUGCUGCUCGUCAUAGACGGCUUGAAUGUCUUCAUUCCCUUUUAGACAACGGGGCUCUUGUUUGUGCUUCAACCGGUGGAUCUGGAUUUCCUGGAAGAACGCCACUACAUAUGGCUGCCCGCGGUGGUUCUGUGGACUGUGUCCGGAUGUUGCUUGCUUGGGGAGCAGAUCGCCUUCAAUUAGAUUCCUCGGGGAGAAUACCAUUCACAGUUGCUCUUAAGCAUAGACAUAGGGCAUGUGCGGCCCUACUCGAUCCUUCAUCAGCAGCUCCACUUGUUUGGCCGUCUCCGCUAAAGUUCAUCAGUGAGCUCAACCAGGAGGCCAAAGCCUUAUUGGAGAACGCCUUACUAGAAGCUAACAGGGAGAGAGAAAAAACCCUAUUAAAGGAGAUUGACACAUCUUCAUCUCCACUUCGUUCCGAUAGCAAAGACGAUGACAUUGUCUCAGAUUCCGACGAAAGCAAUAUGGAGUUAUGUUGCAUAUGCUUUGAUCAAGUCUGCACAAUUGAGGUCAAACCUUGUGGUCAUCAAAUGUGUGCUCAUUGUACCCUAGCACUAUGUUGUCUCAAGAAGCCCAAUCCGGCAACUGGUUGCACCACCGGACCGGCCUGUCCAUUUUGCCGAGGUGCCAUUCUUCAGUUAAUCGUUGCCCAGAUCAAGACUUGCAGCGAUACAGAAGUGGAGUCAAAUCCAACAAAAUCAAGGAGGUCAAGAAAAUCAAAUGUCAGCGAAGGGAGCAGCAGCUUCAAGAGUUUGUCAGCCAUUAGCUCAUUUGGAAGGAUCACUGGUCACAAUUCAGGAAAAAUUGAUACCGAAAAGCAAUGAGGGAUUUCUCAAGUCUUGAUGAUUGCUGGCGGAUUCUUUACUUCCAUUGACAUAUGAAUGGUGAUUUUACACUUGCUGUGGAAUAGCUACCUAUAGUAGUAAGCAUGUUAUUUGAAUUCAAUUUUUUCUCAUUGUCCGUAAGAUCACUAAGAUCAUGCAAGACAAAAGACGAACUAGAUUCUUAUAUUGUCUGUUUGAGUCAUUGUAAUACGAUUAUCGGUUAAACUUUGACAGACGGUUGCAUUUUUAUUUUACAAAUUAUAAAAUGUAAUUAUAGAUGAAACAUUCAAUUCUCUUGAGUGUAGUACUCGGUUUUCGCCUUCAUCCAAGCUGUGUGAGCGUCUGAUGACAUGUGGCUUGGAGUUUAUCAAUUCAACGCUUUUUGCGCUAGAA
Messenger RNA from Vicia villosa (hairy vetch), 1983 nucleotides. Its product is annotated as putative E3 ubiquitin-protein ligase XBAT31. Bases 268 to 1590 code for a protein of 440 amino acids. Lineage: Eukaryota; Viridiplantae; Streptophyta; Magnoliopsida; Fabales; Fabaceae. The record is from RefSeq and is a predicted model, not a curated record. Gene Ontology annotation, molecular function: protein binding. The transcript has 8 exons.